CAUGCUUUUUUGGCUAGUCUCUCUUCCAUUCUAUUUUUGAGUUCUGUUUUCAUUCUUUAAACCCACUUUCCUCCUUUGAUCUUUUGUAAAUUUCAACAUUUAAUGCAUUUUGGUCCCAAAAAUCCAAUAAUAUAUUCACCAAUGCCUGUUCUCUCUUCUUUCUUAAGGUUUCUUGGAAUAUUUGAGCCUUUUGAACUGAUUUAAUGAGAGAAAGGUCACAAUUUGCUCUGCAUUCGGAUCUUUGAAAUCAGUUGAUACAAUGAAUUAGUAUUAAUUUGGAGGCCUAGGGUGAUAUCCUGCGAGCGAAUUUAGUACUUUGUAGCAGUUAGAAUGGGUUCAUAUACUGGUACUUGUGAAAUUGUUGAGGCGGGCAGUGAGUUGAAACCAGUACAACGAUCUGUCCGGUCAUCUCGAUUGCAUUCUGGAUCAGGUUUAAGUGACAAAGAUCGGAAGCCACCUGUGUUGAAACUAGGAUACAAGGAUUCUCUUGAAGGUGAUAUUAAUCGGCUUUUCGAGUCUAUCAAUCUUAAAGGUCCGAAAGGUUUAAGUGUUUCGUAUCAAGGAGAUGCAAGCUCGAGCUCUUUAAAGAAAAAUGCUUUGAAGAAACCGAUUGCAAUGGGGAUGCCCCAUUCCCCGAGAAUAGGUGGCUCGGAGCGGUUGUCAUUAAAACAUGCAUUAAGGGAUCUUUGUAUUUCCAGGGCAUCGGAAAUGGCUGCUAUGAAAAGAUUAUCGAUGUCAACUAGUUCUCCGAGGUUCUCCGAAGCUGGAAGGAUAAAAAGUUUGUUCGAUUCGGUUGUAGUUGAAUCUAGCGGUGGAUCUGGUCAUCGGAUAGAUGAAGGUAACCAAGGCGUGGUUGAAAUAUCGUUGGUGCCUGAAGAAAGCAAAUUGCAGUCAUUGAGCCAAAGUACUAAUUCUUCACCUCGGUUUGUUCGUGCCACGACAGAAAUUAGCACUGAAGCUUCUACAUCGAGUCGAACUGAUGUUUCUGCAUCGAGAAAAGUUGGAACUAAAGCACCAAAAGCAAAGCUUCAUCGGAAAGAGGAGCAUACUUCUGCUGGUAAUAAUACAGUAGAACCGGAAAAGACUGUGCCAGCUUCAACAAAGUUACCAAAACGAGCAUCAACACCAAAGUCGGGACGAAAGGUCCGGCUGCAAGUUGUUGCUACUUCUAGCUCAAUGAAUGGCAACAAGGUAAACAGGAUGACAAGAAAUGCACCACGGGUAGCCAAAACGGUUGUCCGGAACAAGAGUUUGGUCAAGAAGAAAAUAAAGCCGGAAUCCAUUUCCACCACUAGCAACGGAGUUAACAGCAGCUCGGAUUCCACUAUGAGUCAAUUAGUUUGUCAGAGAUGUCAAUGCUCUAUGAAGAAUUCAAGUAACGAGUCUAAUCAAGAUUCCAUGAAGUCAAAUGCAUCCGGGGUUAGUGCUGAAGUUAACUCAAAUCCUGUGAAAUUGGCUGAAAACAAUUCUAACAAAACCCAACCUCCCAUUCCGAGGGCUAAAAAAAAGAGCCCAAAAUCGAGAGGUAAGGGAGACUUUUCCCAAAGUCCGAGUAGCCUUGGUGAUAGUACUAGCACGAGCAUUAGUGAUUACAGCAAUUUAAGCCGGUCUAGCUGUGGGAAUAGACCUCAUAUGUCCAAGGACGUUAAAUGGGAAGCCAUCCGACAUGUUAAGAUACAGGAUGGAAUCUUGGGGUUGAGACAUUUCAAUCUUUUAAAGAAGCUCGGUUGUGGGGACAUCGGGACAAUAUAUCUUGCUGAACUUAUUGGUACAAACUGCUUCUUUGCGUUAAAGAUCAUGGACAACGAAUAUUUGGUAAGAAGGAAGAAAAUGCCGAGGGCUCAAACUGAGAGAGAAAUAUUAAGGAUGCUCGAUCAUCCUUUUCUACCAACGUUAUAUACACAAUUCACUUCCGAUAACUUAUCUUGUUUGGUUAUGGAGUAUUGUCCGGGUGGAGACCUUCAUGUCCUUCGUCAAAGGCAGCCUGGGAGAUGUUUUUCCGAGCCCGCAGCUAGGUUUUAUGUAGCUGAGGUCCUUCUCGCCUUGGAGUACUUGCACAUGCUUGGAGUUAUUUACCGCGAUUUGAAACCCGAAAACAUUCUUGUUCGAGAAGACGGCCAUAUUAUGCUCACGGAUUUUGAUCUUUCACUUAGAUGCUCGGUUAAUCCAACUCUUCUAAAAUCCUCAUCGAAUUUGGAUCCUGCAAGGAUGUCUGGUUCGUGUGGAGGAUCGGGUUGCGCUGAACCCUUUUGCAUUGAACCAUCGUGUCAAAUCCGUUGCUUCAGUCCUAGGUUAUCGCCUGCUCCUACAAAAACAAAGACGGUAAGACCAAGCCAUGCUUCCCAAGUUAGAUCAUUGCCACAACUCGUGGCCGAGCCUACUGAUGCAAGAUCCAAUUCCUUCGUUGGAACACAUGAGUACUUGGCUCCCGAGAUCAUUAAAGGAGAAGGUCAUGGAGCCGCCGUUGAUUGGUGGACUUACGGUGUCUUUCUUUACGAGCUUCUCUAUGGUAAGACACCGUUUAAAGGUGCAGGGAACGAUGAAACGCUAGCUAAUGUCGUGUUACAAAGCCUUACAUUUCCGGAGAGUCCUAUUGUUAGUGUCCAAGCAAGGGAACUCAUUCGAGGUUUGUUGGUAAAGGAGCCUGAGAAUCGUUUGGGAACGGAAAAAGGAGCUGCCGAGAUCAAGCAACAUCCGUUUUUCGAAGGUUUGAAUUGGGCUUUGAUACGAUGUGCUGUCCCACCGGAACUACCUGAGUUGUAUGAAUUCGGGUUUCCAGCAGUGAUGUCCCCGAAAACAAAGAGCAAUUAUUUGGAAUGUAAAGCUGCUGGAGAGCAACUUGAAUUUGAAUUAUUUUAAUGAAAAGUAAUUUGAAAGAGUUUUUUUCAUCAUCAAA
Messenger RNA from Gossypium raimondii (Peruvian cotton), 2896 nucleotides. RefSeq names its product serine/threonine-protein kinase D6PKL1. The coding region runs from base 331 to 2859 and encodes 842 amino acids. The transcript has 3 exons. Gene Ontology annotation, molecular function: ATP binding; protein serine/threonine kinase activity. Gene Ontology annotation, cellular component: plasma membrane; nucleus; cytoplasm. The record is from RefSeq and is a predicted model, not a curated record. Gene Ontology annotation, biological process: protein phosphorylation. NCBI's taxonomy places the organism in Eukaryota, Viridiplantae, Streptophyta, Magnoliopsida, Malvales, Malvaceae.